UUGUAUAAUUGUACAGAUUAAAUCAGUUUAUUACGAGUAACUCUUCGAAUUAUUAUCUAUUCAGAUGACAAGAAGUAAACUUUUGAAUUUUGCCUCUCCAUUUAGUUUUUAUAGAGCGCUGCAAGUUAGACGGCCCAUAAGCACAGGUCAAAUAGAUAGUGCAACUAAUCCAGAAGACUUGUACAGCCAUGCUAUAAAAGUUGCUAAUGAAAACAGUCGUGUCUCCGGUGUUUUUGAGGGAGCAGUUUUUGCCAACAAUGAAAUUUCUCUCCGGGAUAUUCAAAUAUGGGGGUUCGAUUACGAUUACACAAUAGCCAAGUACACAUCAGAAAUGAAUAGUCUAAUCUAUCGUCUAAUUGCCGAAAAACUGGUUCAUGGUAAAGGCUAUCCUAAAGAAAUUUUGAAUUUGAAGUACGAUUCAAAAGCGGUGCGUACUGGCCUGCACUAUGAUACUCAAUUGGGUCUCAUCUUGAAAAUUGACGCAUUUCACAAAAUACAACCAAACACUGUUUACAAAGGUCAUCGCAGAUUAUCAAGAGAGGAAGUUCUGAGUCAUUACGAUGGCUUCCACGUUAGGUUUGAUCACAUGAGUGGGUUCCAUGGUGGUGCUGAAGGUGUACAAAAAAUGAGACAGCUCACUGAUUUGUUUGCAUCCUCACAAAUAGCGCUUCUGGUUGACAUCCAACAAUUGUUCAUUGAUAUGCGAAUGGAGUAUGCUCCUGAAUAUCUUUACGAUGAUGUACAAGCGGCAGUAUCCUAUGUUCACAACAGUGGUGGUAUGCAUCAAGCAGUUGCACAAGAUGUAGAACAAUACGUAGACGCAGAUUUCACAAGAAAGUAUCUACCAUACAUGCUGAACGAGCUACAAAUCACGGGCCGAAAGCUAUUUCUGAUGACUAAUAGCGAGUUUUACUUUGUUGAUGCAGGCAUGAAGUACCUAAUUGGCAAAGAUUGGAGGGAUUUAUUCGAUGUCGUGAUCUGCAGCGCUAGAAAACCCAAGUUUUUUUCAGCCAGUGAAAAAGUGCGACCUUUCAGGCGACUUAACUUGUCCGAUGCAAAUAAGUCGGACUGGACGAAAAUAACAAAACUGGAAAAAGGGUCAGUUUACUUCCAAGGAAAUCUAAAUAGUUUCACGGAAAUGACAGGUUGGACUGGAAGAAAUGUUCUUUAUUUCGGUGACCACGUUUAUGGCGAUCUAGCCGAACCCGCAUUGAGAAACGGAUGGCGAACUGGCGCUAUAAUCUCAGAGCUUAGAGAUGAAAUUGAAAUUUACAAUAAUGAAGAAUUUCGAUCAAAGUUAGCACUGAAGUGUAGUCUGGAAAAUUUGAUCGAGAGGCUACAAGUGUCAAAAAAUCACGAGAAUAUUCGGGCGGCGAGAGAAAGUUGGAAAGUGGAGCGAGACCAGCUGAAAGAAGAGAUCAAAGACAUGAUGCAUCCUAAAUUUGGGUCAAUUUUCAGAUGUCACAAUAACCCUAGCUAUUUCUUCAGACGACUUAGUCGAUUCGCUGACUUGUACACUGGACAUCUAUGCAACUUCAUACACUACCCAAAAGACAGAACUUUUUAUCCCAAAAGAUACGCACUGCCACACGAGCGUUUCUUCAUGCGCACACCGGUGUUUGAGAGCUAACUAUCUGUCAUUUACAGUCUAUCCUGUCAACGACAUUACACUAUCAUUUUUGUAAAUACUAACAUAGUGUUAAGAAACAGAAAUGGGGGAGACUUCUAAAUGUCUGGAAUUAAAUACACUUCCAUGUAAUUUAUGUUGUAGCUAAGCCAUAGCUCAUACGUCCUCCCUUUGCCAAUCUCAGGUUAUAAUAUACAUGAAGUGUGUUUUCCCACUUAUUCAUCAAUCAGCAAGUGGCAUCAAUCCAGAACUAGACUUUCCCCUCUAAACAACUUCUCACAAAUAAAUGAAAAAUCGACCUUGUUUUAUUACGAAACCUCGCUAAUUUCCAAAUCCUUGGUAUAGUGGUAAAGUUGCGUACCGUGGGAGCCUAAGGUCUGUGAUAUGACUCCUGGUUUGAUCUUGUUUUUUUUUACAUCUGGAGUUUGAUUUUUUCAAGAAAAGUUUCAACUGUCGGAUCACCGGUUGUCUGCUGAUUUUUUUUGCCUUACUUUCCAAACAAUGAACUUUUUAGUGGGCCGUAUCUAACAUUUGUAAAGUUGCAGGUAAUUGUAUUUCAAGAUGUUGUUAAUUUCCGUUAUUAUAUUUCCAAGUAUUGUCUGACUAGUUGCUACUUGAUAUUUUUCCGUGCUAAUUUAACGUGUGAUGCAUCGCAAGUGUUGCGAAGCUAUGCUUCGUAUAUUGCCAAAUUUGAAAUAAAUAUUUCAGAUAUUUUUGUAAUAUUUUACUCUAUUUUAGUAUUCCAGAUAUUUUAAUAUUUUAGUAAUUUUUAGUCUGAAGAUUGUGUAUACUUGCAGGAAAAUAUACUUUAUACAACUAGUUAUGUCUUAAAAAAACUUAGAAAACCAAGAAUUACGAAUUAUCUUGUUGCUAAAUGUUUUUACGGCGAGCUUAGUGCUAUACUACAUUUACUUUUUUAAAAUCACAAGAGAGCUAGCGAGCUUAGUGUUAUACUACGAAUCCAUUUUUUUGUAACCCAAGUCUUCAACCCAAACAUUAAAACUUCUCUCUUGCUGUAUAGCAUGGUUUUGAUAUCCGCCUUCUUAGUGGCUCGUGCUUGUUUAAAUGCAAAAGCUCAUGGCGGAGGUUGGAGGUUGUGAGACUCUUAAUCUCUAUCCUUGAUCGG
Molecule: messenger RNA, 2753 nt
Organism: Symsagittifera roscoffensis
Lineage: Eukaryota; Metazoa; Xenacoelomorpha; Acoela; Convolutidae
Product: 5'-nucleotidase domain-containing protein 3-like
Exons: 1
Coding region: 65-1630 (521 amino acids)
Molecular function (GO): 5'-nucleotidase activity
Source: RefSeq, a predicted model, not a curated record